Melopsittacus undulatus (budgerigar) is the source of this 6580-nucleotide messenger RNA. It is a transcript of the gene FNIP1, whose product is annotated as folliculin interacting protein 1. The record is from RefSeq and is a predicted model, not a curated record. The coding region runs from base 94 to 3606 and encodes 1170 amino acids. Lineage: Eukaryota; Metazoa; Chordata; Aves; Psittaciformes; Psittaculidae. The transcript is spliced from 18 exons. Gene Ontology annotation, molecular function: protein-folding chaperone binding; ATPase inhibitor activity. Gene Ontology annotation, cellular component: cytoplasm.
GAGUCGGGCGGGCGGAACUAGCCGCGGCGAGGGGACGGCGCUGCGAGGAGCCCAGCGCCUCGGCGGCGGGGGCAGCGGCGGCGGAGCCCCAAGAUGCCGCCCACCCUGUUCCAGAAGCUCUUCAACAAGAAGCACGGGCUCAUCUCCCCGGCCAGGGACGCCCGGGACGAUUGUGUCUUCAGCUGGCCUUUGCCGGAGUUUGACCCAAGUCAGAUCCGCCUGAUCGUGUACCAGGACUGCGAGAGGAGAGGACGCAAUGUCUUAUUUGACUCCAGUGCUAAAAGGAAAAUAGAGGAUGUUUCGGUCUCGAAACUCUGCAGCGAUGCUCAGGUGCGAGUGUUUGGGAAGUGCUGCCAACUGAAGCCCGGAGGAGACAGUUCUUCUUCCUUGGAUAGUUCAAUCAAUUCAUCCUCCUCAUUCUCUGAUCCGAAAGAGCAAUGCCCAAAAUACCAGGGUUCUCGGUGUUCCUCAGAUGCUAACAUGCUUGGAGAGAUGAUGUUUGGCUCUGUGGCCAUGAGCUAUAAGGGUUCCACAUUGAAGAUUCACCAGAUCCGCUCACCUCCUCAGCUCAUGCUCAGCAAGGUUUUCACAGCUCGCACUGGAAGCAGCAUCUAUGGAAGUCUGAAUACGUUGCAGGACAGUCUUGAGUUCAUUAAUCAGGACAGCAAUACGUUAAAGCCUGACCACAGUACAAUUAUGAAUGGACUUCUUGGGAAUAUAGGUCUUUCCCAGCUUUGCAGCCCCAGGCGGGCGUUCUCAGAGCAAGGUCCGCUCCGCCUGAUCCGGAGCGCCUCUUUCUUUGCAGUUCAUAGCAACCCUAUGGAUAUGCCUGGGAGGGAGCAGAAUGAGGACAGAGACAGCGGGAUAGCGAGAUCUGCAUCUCUUAGCAGUCUGCUCAUCACUCCGUUUCCAUCUCCGGGCUCUUCGUUUAACAAAAGCUGUGCUAGCAGUUACCAGCGGCGUUGGCGUCGCAGCCAGACUACCAGCUUGGAGAAUGGGGUCUUCCCUCGAUGGUCCAUGGAUGAAAGCUUUAACUUGUCAGAUGACAGCUCUGGUCCUAGCCCGGGAAUUGUUAGGAAGAAGAAGAUAGCAAUUGGGGUUAUUUUUUCCCUCUCAAGAGAUGAAGAUGAAAACAACAAAUUUAAUGAGUUCUUCUUCUCCCACUUCCCUCUUUUUGAGAGUCACAUGAACAAGCUGAAGAGUGCGAUAGAACAGGCUAUGAAAAUGAGUCGCCGAUCAGCUGAUGCCAGUCAGCGGAGUUUGGCCUAUAACAGGAUUGUUGAUGCCCUGAAUGAAUUCAGAACAACUAUUUGCAAUCUCUACACGAUGCCGCGGAUUGGGGAGCCCGUCUGGCUUACAAUGAUGUCGGGGACACCGGAGAAGAACCAGCUUUGCCAUCGCUUCAUGAAGGAAUUCACCUUCUUGAUGGAAAAUGCCUCUAAGAACCAGUUUUUACCGGCUUUGCUGACUGCUGUCCUGACUAACCACCUAGCCUGGGUCCCUACUGUCAUGCCCAAUGGCCAGCCGCCCAUCAGGAUCUUCCUGGAGAAGCAUUCUUCCCAGAGUGUGGACAUGCUGGCCAAAACUCAUCCCUACAACCCGCUGUGGGCACAGCUCGGUGAUCUGUAUGGAGCUAUUGGAUCACCUGUGAGAUUAGCAAAAACAGUUGUGGUUGGCAAAAGGCAUGACCUGGUACAGAGGUUGCUUUAUUUCCUCACUUACUUCAUCAGAUGCUCUGAACUUCAAGAGACGCAUCUGCUAGAAAAUGGGGAAGAUGAAGCCAUUGUCAUGCCCGGAACUGUUAUAACAACCACGCUGGAGAAAGGAGAAGUAGAGGAAUCCGAGUAUGUGCUUGUCACAAUGCACAAGAACAGGGGUAACCUGCUACCAACGGAGUCUGAAGAGACGAGAACUCCCAACUGCAGCUGUAAAUACUGCAAGUGCCCCAUCUCCCUUGCACAGAACAUAGAAGGUGUUUCACAGCAAGAGAGAGAAGACACACAAAGCACUCCUAAGGUAGAGCUGGAAACAUCCUCGGAUGAGAACAGAACUAUCGUUCCUGACGACUGCCAGGAGGAUGCUGUUGAUGGGAAGCAGCUGCGGCCCUGCCUGGAUGCAAAACUGGAGACCGUGGUGUGCACAGGGUCAGCUUCACCAGAGAAGCAUGUAGGGAUGGAGCCUGGUUUGGAGCCAGGGGCAGAUGUGUGGAGGAAGGAUGAGGUGCUGGAAGCGGGCAGCCAGGCGGGUGGUGGAACGCGGUCACCCGGCAUCGCGGUGGAGAAGAAGCCCCCGGAUAAGCUCUUCUGCGAGGCAUUCCCCUGCGACGCUGCCGAGGCUCAGACAAAGGUGACUUUCCUCAUCGGAGAUUCCAUGUCACCCGACUCGGACAUCGAGCUCAGGAGCCAGGCGGUGGUGGAGCAGAUCACUAGGCAUCACAGCGCGCCAGUGCCGGAGGAAGGAGCGCCUGCUGCUCAGAGCUCUGAAGCUAAACAAGCUGUUGAGGACCAAAACAGAGACUGUGGGACAGCCGAACCCUUUCCUCCAGUUGCGAGUGAGCAUCCGAGCUGGAACCCAAACCCAUACAACACUGAGAGCAUGAGUCUGUUUGAUGAAUACUUCACUGAUGACAGUUCAGUUGAAACCCGGACUGCUGGUGAUAUUCCAGGGCAGGCAGCUCCAGACCUCCUUGCUCACAACAGUAGUUUAGACUUCUCUAAAAAGCUCAGUACCAAGAGUAGCAAACCACCGAGUGAGUUUUGUAAGUUCAUGGACUCUGUUCGACAGGAGACCUACAAAAACUGCUUCAAUGAGCAGGACCAAAGAGAGAAAAUCUCUAUUCGCGUCCCCCAUGGGGACAGGGAAAACAUCGAGAAAAAGGUAGCCCCGGGAAUUGACUGGGACAUUCCAAGAAAUGAGAGUUCGGAUAGUGCCCUGGGUGACAGCGAGAGCGAGGACACAGGCCACGAUCUAACGAGGCUAAGCGGGAACUAUUAUGGAGGAGAGCAGGAAGACUGGGCAGAAGAAUACGAGAUUCCCUUCCCUGGGUCAAAACUAGUUGAAGUGAACUCUGUCCAGCCCAGUAUUGCCAAUUUUGGAAGAUCCUUACUAGGUGGCUACUGCUCCUCUUACGUCCCUGACUUUGUUUUGCAAGGCAUCGGAAGUGAUGAGAAGCUGAGGCACUGUUUGGUGUCAGAUUUGUCUCAUGCUGUGCAGCAUCCUGUGCUGGAUGAGCCAAUUGCGGAAGCCGUCUGCAUCAUUGCAGAUACGGACAAAUGGACGGUGCAAGUGGCCAGUAGCCAGAGGCGAAUGAUUGACAACAAGCUGGGGAAGGAGGUGUUAGUGUCAAGUCUCGUCUCCAACCUGCUGCAUUCCACUCUUCAGCUGUACAAGCAUAAUUUAUCUCCAAACUUUUGUGUUAUGCACCUGGAGGACCGGCUGCAGGAGCUCUACUUCAAAAGCAAGAUGCUGUCCGAGUAUCUGAAGGGCCAGAUGAGGGUUCACGUGAAGGAGCUGGGCGUGGUGCUGGGGAUUGAAUCCAGCGACCUCCCUUUGCUGGCAGCUGUAGCAAGCACUCACUCUCCCUACGUUGCCCAGAUACUACUUUAAAAUACCAGAGGCCGUAGAUGUUGACGUUUUGCCUCCCCCUCUGGAAACAAAGUGGAAGAAGACAACUUGUUCUGGCUGCUUUCUCUUUGAAGCCAUUAAAACAAACUGCUCGUUGAGCUGUAGCACCUCCAUAUAUGACUGCACGUUGUGCAAACACUUGGAGGCUUUUCCUCUCCUGCUUGAUCGUUUAUAAAGAAGGAUAAAGAAAGGAAAACAGAGCGAGACGGAGAUUUCAGCCACAGACAAGAGAGGAAGAUCUGUGUUUCUUAGCAGCUUCUGCCACCAUGGCCAAGUGUAACUCGUGGGGGAUGUGAGGAAGAGCUGCUUUGAGGAAUAUGUGAUGCUGUCGCUGGUUAUGGACUUACCGAGGGGACACAGCAGCUGCCUUCAUCCCGAGGAGAAGCUCCUUCAGUCUCUAACUCUCAAGCUGCAAUGAUUUGUAAACAACUUCUCCUUUUCCAUGUCAUGGUCCAGGUCUGGGCACUUCCCUGAGGAAUAACGGGGGGAGGAGGGGGGUGUUUUGUAAAAAGCUCAUUAAUGACACUCAGCUCCAAGGUUAAUUUAUGAUCUUUCUCCUGGGGAGAGGGAAUAGCUGGGAUGGGGUGGGGGGGGGUGAGGAGGAAGAGGAGGCCAACAGCGAUGGAGAUUCUCUUUCUUGGCUGGGUGUUGUAACCAGUAUUAAAUGUUUCUAAUGUGUCGAUGUUGCUCUAUACCAAGUGAUGCUUUUCUUCCACAACAUAAUCAGAACGUUUAAAGACAAAAAAUCAUCUCUAAGGGAGCGUUGGCUGCAGUUUGCCCACAGGCCCCAGGUGACUUCUUUACCUCUUAGCUUUUAUAUGGUCUCUAAUAUUCUUGCAACAUCAUCUUCUUUUUACAGCAGUCAGUCAGCUAUUGAAGGGAUGAACUCGAAACAAUUGUACCAAAGCAGUGGGGAAGAAACAGGUAGAUUAUUAUAACCCUUAAAUUGCUCAGGUAACGCAUUGCUAUGUUUUUAAAGCCAUUCUACAAAACCAGGACGUUGCUUACACCACAGUGCAGGAACACCAGGUUAUUUCUGGACAGAUGCACCCUCGAUGCAGAUGACUCUAUCCCUUUUCUACUCACUUGUGUAAUUACCAGCAGGAAAUGUUGUUUAUUUUAUUCUCAGCAUUUCUCCUUUCCUCAGCCAUCGCUGUUUUGUCAUUGUAUAUACAACAGUUGUACGAAUAGCUGAUGGACCCAGCCUGCUGUAAGUAAUGUAAAUAUACAGUGGUAGGUGGAUUAUGUUUUCAAAGGCUCUACUACCUCAGUUUAACUGGACACUUCAUUAGAGGCUUUUCUUUGCGUAUUUGUCCUGGCAGCCAGUUCUUGUUGCUGGGGUUUAGGUUCUGUUCCCAUCCCUGAUGUUCAGUACGUUGGAACCCAUGGGUUAGCCACACACGUAGGAGAUCUGUGCUCACAUGGUCGCUGAACUCUAUAAACAGCUCUAUAAAUAUGUCCCUCUGUAAUCAUCUAUUCAAUAGCAUAGCACGCCUGCUAUUGUUCGAGGAGGUAUUUGAAAUACAAAAUCUAUUUUAACCAUUUGAUAAACUUGAAAACAAUAGGAGAGAUCCCGGCCCCAGGGCUGCCUCCUCCCUUCCUCCCUGCACCAGGAUUUCAGUACUACUUAAAGCUGUAACUUCAGACUCUGUCCCAGUGAAGAUCCACAUGGAAAACCCAUGGCCCUUCCCAUGUAGGACUGAGUCCCCCUUAGUAACUCAAACCUUAAUAUAGGCAGUGGCAUUGGGAGCUCUUCUGUAUCUAAAAUCUAACACUGACUGCUGCAGGGAAGAACCUUGUGUUUAAUGCGUGAUCCAGGGACGUUUCUCCCCUAUUCUUCAAAUGUCCUUCCUUCACCACACCAUUAUUUUACAUCUGGCUUUUGGAAUGAGCACAGAACAUAGGGGCCCAGUUGUGUAAACCCAUUCUUCACAAAAUACAGCACUGAGCUCAGCACAGGGAUGUUUAACUCUUUGCUGCACUCGGUUCUAGAGCCAGGAGUUAUGAUUCGGAACAUUAUACACAGACAUGCAAUUGUAACCUGGUGGUGUCAGCAUGGGCCUGGCUCUGGAAUCUCUGGGUGGUUCCUCACAGGAUGUGGGUUCAUCCACAGCACAUCCCCAGACAGAUGGACAACCCCCUGGACCAUGCUUCUAAGGAAGAUGCCACAUCCUCCCCCGUUUAACCCUGAUCAGGCGAGUUGUUGGCAUUGCUGAUGCAGAACUGACUCUCUCAAAUGGCCCUUGCACAGCUUGAAAUCAGUGUUAACUUGAGAAGAAAGUGGUGAUUUGGUGGUGCCCUUCCCUGCUGUCCCCUGCCUGACAGGACCCCUCAGCAUUGUCCCAGUGGAGGGGCCAUGGAUGUGGCCUCCUCAUCCCCCUCUGAGGAGCACAUUGGUCCCAGCUCAUCCCAAACCCUGUGUGGUGGGAUGUUUUCCCGUAAGUGAACUUUGAGGGUGCAUGGACAACAUGGUAUGAAUGUCUGUGUGUUAAACAACACAAAAAGGGAUCUUCUACAGGACUCCAUUAAAGUGUAUGGUGAUGAAUUUAUGUGAAUAGAAAACUAAUGUUUGAUUACUUCUGUUUCCACUAUUACCCAUCUCCAUUAACAUGUCUUAAUUUCCUGGCUGAAAACUAAGUGUACUAAGGCACAUGGCUGAGCAAAAUUGUUGUUGCAAUUGGCAAGCACUGGGCUGCUAAGAACAAACCCUAUUUAAAAGAAAGGACUUUCCACCUCGCGGGUGUUUUCCCUGUUAGUUAUUAGAGAUGUUUUAUGACAGGUUUUUUUGCUUUCUCUAAAUUAUUUAGAUGAUGGUACUUGUACAAUGCUGGGUAAAAUGUACAUACUUGUUCUCUCUUCUGGUUUUGUAUAUAUUUCCCAAGAUGUGCACUUGUAUUAUAAUAACCAUUCCCAAUUUUAGGGGAAAUUUGUGCAAUAAAUACAGUAUGUCAAUUUA